AUGAGCGAAUAUACAGGUGAAGAUUCACGAGAUGUACAAUGUGCUACCAAUUUUCGAGCAUUUCAUGAUAUUCGAGCAUGGAGUAAAGCUGUUAAGCCAUGGUGUGAAUUUUUUCGCUUAUCGCAAUUUGGCUUUUCAUCAAAUAUUAAUGGAUAUAUUACAAGGAUGAAAAAAAAUUUUAAUCAAUUUAUGGCUAAUUAUGCUCUUAUAAGUGCUAUUUUAAUGAUUUGUGGUAUAAUAACAUCAUUUUGGUUAUUAUUAUCAUCUAUUUUGCUUGGAAUAUUAGUGUAUUUCAUUUACACAAAGACUAAAAAUGGACCAAUUAAAAUUGGCACUGAAGAAAUUCCUAUUUGGAUUUUAUAUGUUGCAGCAAUAUUCAUAACUUUACCAUUAUUUAUUUACGCUGAAGUUGGAUAUAUUCUUUAUUGUGCAAUGGGAAUUAGUAUAAUAUUGGUUCUAAUUCAUGCUUCAUUCUACAAUAAUAAUGAAACGAUUACGGCUUUACCGGAAGUAAACGUGGAAGUGAUGACAAAAGUAGAUGAUCAACCACACGUAGCAGCUGCUGAAAUUACGUCAAAUCAGAGAAUUUCAUCAAAACGUCACGUACUAUUUCAUGAUAUUGAAGAUGAUGAUAAUUAG
Messenger RNA from Brugia pahangi, 639 nucleotides. The record is from the annotation of a GenBank genome assembly. NCBI's taxonomy places the organism in Eukaryota, Metazoa, Nematoda, Chromadorea, Rhabditida, Onchocercidae.